This is a messenger RNA of Solanum pennellii, 707 nucleotides long. RefSeq names its product protein CHLORORESPIRATORY REDUCTION 7, chloroplastic. The record is from RefSeq and is a predicted model, not a curated record. Gene Ontology annotation, cellular component: chloroplast stroma. Lineage: Eukaryota; Viridiplantae; Streptophyta; Magnoliopsida; Solanales; Solanaceae. The transcript is spliced from 3 exons. The coding region runs from base 114 to 578 and encodes 154 amino acids.
UGAGGCUGAAAACCAUCAUCUUAUCCACUACCAUCUCAUCAAAAAAAAAAUUAAGAAAUGCAACCAUUCUUAUAUGUUGUUAACUAGUCAUUAUUGUUCAAUAAUAGCAACUCAUGGAGGCACAAUUGUGGUGCAAUAAAACGUACAAUUGUAUAGGGACAGAGACAUGGAGAAUUCAACAUCCACUUCAACUUUUACAUACAAAUAAUUGGCAGCAACCUAUUUUUCAGCCUUUUAAUUCCUCAAUUUCCCACAGUCUGACUUUUAGACACAUCCACCGCAAUGGAAUAAAGACAUUGGGUACAAGAAGGAGAAGAUCAAACAUAGAAACAGACACUUAUGUACUAAUGGAACCUGGAAAGUCAGAGGAAUUUGUUACUGAGGAAGAAUUAAGAGACAAGUUAAAGAGUUGGUUAGAAAAUUGGCCAGCCAAAACACUGCCACCAGACCUUGCUAGAUUUGAAGAUAGUGAUGAUGCUGUUGAAUAUUUAGUAAAAUCUGUUUGUGAACUUGAAAUUGAUGGAGAUGUUGGUUCCCUACAAUGGUACCAAGUUCGUUUACAACAAGACAUCAUAUGAAAGGACUCUCGAUUUAUUUUUAAAUAACAGUUAAUGUAAUUUUCUUUAUAUCGUUUUAAUUUUAUUGAAAGGAACAGGUGAUAAUGACUAAAAUCAAACAUGGAUUGGGUAGGGUGAGUUUAAUUCAGG